GUCUUCCGCUGGCUGGCCCUCUUCCACCUCUAGACUACACACGAACGUCCGCAGAGCGACUUCUCACGGCAAUGGAGCGACGCCGUUCCAGAGAUGCCAACUUCAACCAGCUCUAUUGCGACUUCAUGGAAGAGUACACGGACCUGAAACACAUAACUUUGGUCAAAAUACCGCUUAUCAAAAACAAUUCCGUGUGCUACUUACCGCAUCACGGUGUACUCCGGACUUCCAACACGACCACCAAGUUGAGAGUCGUCUUCAAUGGAUUACAAAAUGUACGCCUGCCGGAGACUCGCUCAACACCUUACUGGUCGAAGCCAACCUUCUGCCAACUCUCGCCGACGUCCUUCUUCGUUGGCGUUGGCACCGCUUUGUCUUCAUCGCUGACAUCGAGAAGAUGUACAGGCAGAUUCUCGUACAUCCCGACGAUCGAGAUCUGCAGCGGAUCCUUUGGAGACGACAAAGCACUGAUGAUGUCCAGGAGUAUCGGCUCAACACGGUGACAUAUGGAUUGGCCUGUGCACCUUUCUUGGCGAUCAGGACUCUCCGCCAAUUAGACGAUGAAGAGCCGACAAACCCCAAGGGAGCAGUCGCUUUGCGGCGCGAUUGCUACGUCGACGACAUCGUCACAGGCGCCAGCACCCUGUCCGAAGCAGUCGAGAUUCAAAGGCAGUUACGCCGGCUCUGCACGGCGGGCGGGUUCCCCUUGAGGAAGUGGGCUUCAAACCACCAGAGCAUCCUCGAGGAGAUAUCGAGGGAGCAUAAACUCCAGCAGCCACACCACGACUGAGAGGACGAAGCUCAUCCAACGCUUGGUCUACGGUGGCACCCCCGCAGCGACUCCUUCACGUUCCACCUCCAGCCUCGCACGACUGCCCCGCUAACGAAGAGACAGACAUUGUCGGAGACGGCUCGAAUCUUCGACCCCUUAGGCUGGUUAACUCCAGUCAUCGCUCGUGCCAAGAUCCUCAUCUAGUCAGCAUGGAUGAAGCACUUGGAUUUGGACUCCCCGCUGCCUCAAUUGGAUAAGGCGUUGUGGAGACGUUUGCUCGAAGGUCUUCCGCUGUUGGAACAGCUCCGGUUGGAACGAUGGCUGAGUGCCGAUAACCAAUCAAAUCACGUCGAGCUCCACGGAUUUGCUGACACGUCGGAGCGAGGUUACGCAGCCGUUGUUUACCUCCGCGUGAUGAGCUCCUCCUCGACCACGACUAGCCUGCUUGCUGCAAAAAGCAAAGUUGCGCCCAUUAAGCCUGUGUCACUACCGCGCUUAGAAUUGUGCGCUGCAGUCCUGGUCACUAACCUGACUUUUCAUCUCCGCAAGACCUUAGACUUGGUUUCAGCUCCAGUCACUCUAUGGUCGGACUCCCGGGUCACGCUUCAAGGAUCCAAGGACACGCCUCGAAGUGGAAAACCUUCGUGGCCAACAGGGUGUCCCACAUCCAGACGAAACUUCCGGAGGCACGAUGGCGACACAUCCCAGGACGAGACAACCCCGCUAACUGCGCCUCUCGGGGGAUUGAGCCCCGGGACCUGCUCAACCAUUCCCUCUGGUGGACGGGACCUCCAUGGCUCACCAAAGAUCUAUCGUUCUGGCCACAGCACGACCACGCCACACACGACGUCGAGGUGCCGGAGACGAGAGCAAUCGCCUCCCACUUGACGACCACGGAGAAAACCGAACCAGAGAUGCUCCUCAGGUUCUCCGAUCUCCAUCGCCUCCUGAGGAUCACCGCCUGGUGUUGCCGAUGGCGAAGCAACCCACCGAGUUCGAAGGUUCACCUCAACCUCACGCCCGACGAGUUAGAAGCAGCCUUGCUCCUCUGGCUCCGCGUGGUGCAAGCUCAUCACUUUUCCAAGGAGAUCACUGCCUUGAAACAGAACCACACGUUGGUUAAGAGUCAACUAACGAAAUUAACCCCCUUCCUCGACGAUCAUGGAAUCAUUCGAGUCGGGGGUCGGCUGAAGCACGCUGUGCUCUCAGAAUACGAACGCCAUCCGAUCAUCUUACCUCCAGAGUCAUGGAUGACGCAACUCCUCGUCAGGCCACAGACGAACGCUUCACGGCGGGGUUCAGCUCACUCUAGGACUGCUUCGCUUGCGGUACUGGAUUCCCCGAGGCCGCUCCAUCGUCCAAGAGAACCAUCCACCGGUGUGUCACAUAUGCGAGAUGGAAGGCCGCAGUACCACAGCCCAUGAUGAGCAGCCUUCCGACGGCACGAGUCGCACCGGCACGUCCAUUCCUGCGAACCGGUGUUGAUUAUGCCGGGCCGAUUCUCAUCCGAACCGGAAAGGGAAGAGGUCACAAAUCACACAAGGGAUUCAUCAUCGUCUUCAUCUGCUUCGCCACCAAGGCCGUUCACCUGGAAGCCGCGUCGGACUACUCCACAGAUGCAUUCCUCGCUGCGUUCCGGCGCUUCACUUCCCGUCGGAGCCUAUGCGAGGAAGUCUACUCCGACUGCGGCAUCAAUUUUGUCGGAGCGGACCGAGAACUGCGACUCCUGUUCCAGGCAUCGUCAUCCGACGGCCGACGCAUCGCUCAUCUGGCAGCGUCCGACGGGAUCUGGUGGAAAUUCAACCCAUCGGCAGCACCUCACUUCGGUGGGCUUUGGGAGGCAGCGGUGAAGUCCAUUAAACAUCACCUGCGAAGAGUCCUCGGAGACACGACCUUCACCUUCGAGGAGAUGUCUACGUUCCUCGCUCAAGUGGAGGCGUGCCUCAACUCACGUCCUCUUCAGGCACUAUCCGAUGACCACGACGACAUAACGGCACUCACACCGGGACACUUCCUGAUCGGGGCUCCUCUGCUGGCUGUGCCGGAGCCCUCACUGACGGACAGCAACAUCAGUCUCUUGCCCCGCUGGAAACUCCUCCAACGGAUGCGCGACCACUUUUGGGAAAGGUGGUCGCGAGAAUAUAUCAACUCCUUGGCCUCCCGACCAAAAUGGCUGAAGGACUCCGCCAAGUCCUACCGUCGGCGCUCUAUGUCUGGUGCGGUCGGACAUAACACCGCCGACCCGAUGGCCACUCGCCCGGAUCAUCAGGCUGCAUCCUGGGGACGACGGCGUGACACGUGUGGUCACCAUACGCACCGCAUCUUCGGAGCUCAUCCGGCCACUGACGAAGAUCAUCCUCCUGCCAGGAGCCGACACCGCAGCAUCAACGCGCCCGGACUCGUGAGCGAAAGAAACAUCGAAUUUUUUUUAUACACAUAUAUAUAUAUCCAACUUGUCCGAUAAUCGUACCGCGUACUAUCACAUUUUAAGCGUCGUCUACAAUAAGUGGAGUAAGCUUGGCGUAAGAAGUAAGAGUAGGAGUAACGUUUUCGGCGUAAGCUGUUUACGCUGACUCAAUCUACAAUACGGUGGAGUAAUGCUAUAGUUUGUGACGUUGCCAUCCCGACAAUCAAACGUGAAAAGAGCGCGGGAUCGAGCGUCAUUAACCUAAAAAGAAAAGAAGUAAAAAAGGAUGAAAAAAAUAUCUUUAUUUGUUAAACGUGGCACAUGAUAUUAAUUAAAAUAAAAUGGAACUCGACAAAUUGAUUGUUACAAGUGCUUCGGUUAUCAUGUUGCAUUAUUUGAUACAACUGUGGAAAAAAUCGAGACGAAGACGCAGUCAUGGAAGAAGAAGAUGGUGGGUUCGCCCUAUAAAUCGAUGGAAAGAUCAAUUUGGUUAUCGAACAAAUUUUGUGCAUGAAAUCGAAACGCAAGACCACGAGGAAUUUUAUUAUAAUUUUCGAAUGUGGCCGGAACAGUUUAAUUGGUUGCUUGACCGAGUGCAAGAUAAAUUACAAAAACGAAGUAGAAGAACUCCACUAGACCCCAAAUUACGUCUGCAGGUGACUCUUUUAUGUAGAGCCCUACUAGCUGCUGUAUUUCCAUUUAACAUGGAAUUUUUUCUACAGAUAUCUUGCACAAGGGGAUUCUAUUUUAAGCAAACAUACAGAAUUUCGAAUAGGAAAAUCAACAGCAUACGCUAUUAUACCUGAGAC
This is a messenger RNA of Camponotus floridanus (Florida carpenter ant), 3988 nucleotides long. RefSeq lists its product as uncharacterized. The transcript has 2 exons. Gene Ontology annotation, molecular function: nucleic acid binding. Gene Ontology annotation, biological process: DNA integration. Lineage: Eukaryota; Metazoa; Arthropoda; Insecta; Hymenoptera; Formicidae. The coding region runs from base 2193 to 3236 and encodes 347 amino acids. The record is from RefSeq and is a predicted model, not a curated record.